Molecule: messenger RNA, 1131 nt
Organism: Pipistrellus nathusii (Nathusius's pipistrelle)
Lineage: Eukaryota; Metazoa; Chordata; Mammalia; Chiroptera; Vespertilionidae
Source: the annotation of a GenBank genome assembly
AUGACGUCGCGUGGCGCUGACCAGCGGGCGCAGGCCUCGGCCAAGCCGGCCUUCAGCGAGGCGCAGGCCCGCGCGCUGGUGGAGGCCGAGUUCGGGCUCCGGGUGUCGGAGGUCCAGCCGCUGCCGAGCUACGACGACCAGAACUUCCGCGUGCGGGUGCCCAGGGCCGGAGACGCGGGCGGCCCCUCCGAGUUCGUCCUCAAGAUCAGCAACGCCGAGGCCAGCAGGACCCCCGGGCUCAUCGAGGUGCAGAGCCACGUGAUCGCCUUCCUGCACCAGGCGGGCUUCCCCACGGCCUCCGUGUGGCCCGCCAGAAGCGGUCGCAUCACCUCGCUCGUGUCCGUGGACUGCGGCUCCCGAACCCGGAGCCACCUGGUGAGGCUGCUGACCUUCCUCCCGGGGCGGCCCGUGGCCGAGGUCCCCGUCGGCCCCCUGCUGCUGUAUGAGAUUGGGAGGCUGGCUGCCACCCUGGAUAAGACGCUGGAGGAGUUCCGCCACCCGAAGCUCAGCUGUCUCCGCCGGGAGGACUUCAUCUGGAACCUGAGGAACGUGCCUCUCCUGGAGCCGUACCUGGAUGCCCUGGGCCCGGGUCCGAACCGUGAGAUGGUGGAGCGGGUCAUCCGGCUGUUCAAGGACGAGGUCACGGCCAAGCUCAGUCACUUCCGGGAGUGUAUCAAUCACGGGGACCUCAACGACCAUAACAUUUUGGUGGAGCCCGGCGAGCCGGCCUCGGGGGACCCCGCCUUCCGCGUGUCCGGGAUCUUGGACUUCGAGGACAUGAGCUACGGCUGCUACGUGUUCGAGGUGGCCAUCGCCAUCAUGUACAUGAUGGUCGAGAGCCGGGACCCCGUGGCGGUGGGCGGCCACGUGCUGGCGGGGUUCGAGAGCGUCAUCCCGCUGACCGCCGCCGAGAGGGACGCCCUGUUCCUGCUCGUGUGCGGGCGCUUCUGCCAGUCGCUGGUCAUGGCCGCGCACUCCUGCCGGCUGCACCCGGAGAACGCCGAGUACCUCAUGAUCACGGCGAAAACCGGGUGGAAGCACCUGCAGCGGAUGCUCGCCGUGGGCCGGACGGCCGUCGAAGAGAUCUGGUUCGGCACCGCCAGGUCCUACGGAUCCGGGGACUCCGUGUGA